UGGUACGUUGACAUGCAGCCUGCUAUUUGCAGCUCCUACUAGCAACAUACACACAGGGCCUCAGAUCAGUUUACUUUUUAAAUCUAAUUUUUGCAUAAAGUUAUUUUCUUUAAUGGCUUUAUGUAGCUAUAGGAUAUUUUUCCAGCACAAAAUUCUUUAGAUACAAAUAAAUUACUGCUUGAAUUAGAUGCUUAGAAGCAUCAAAGAAGCUUUUUAAAUGAUGUAAUGAAAAUGGAUGGUAUUCAUAUAUCUACAUUUUUUAUCUAUAGGUUCAAUUUAAGGUAUAGAGACACACCCCAGAAUCCAAAAACCACUUUAGGCUGAAUUUUGUGACACCCCCUGCCCUCUCUUUGAAUAGUGUGUCAUGUCAUGGCAAAAAACUUGCUUUUGAAUAAAUUUCAAAGAGGUUGAUUUCAUAUUGUAAGCUACCUUGGAUAAACCUAUGUCUUGAAAGGUGGCAAAGGGAUAUAUUAAAUGAUUUUUCUGUGUGGCAUGGGGUGUUGCUAUUUGUGGACCCAAAGCAUGCAGAAUUUGUCCCAUGAUUCACUGAAUCCUGGACAUAUGGUUGAGUCUCAAAUUAAGGCACAAAGGGACCAAAAUAUCAACCAGGGAUUGGCAUUUUACUCCAUAGUUGCCCUGUUCUCUAGUAGGAUGUCUUUGAAACGCCUACUAUUGGCUACUGUUGGAAUGGGUUAUGACAAAGAAUGGCUGUUCUUGUGUUCUUUUGCAGAGAGGCCCUGGAUGAAUGGCAUCAGAGGAACUACCAGACAAGAAUUUAGGAGACUCACUGGGUGUUGGGAUAGAAUAGAAUAGGCCUACAGUAUGCAGCCUUUCUCCCGGACAACAGCAAAAAUCAAGGACUGGGAGACAGAAACUCAUGACUGGUAUUGUUUUGAAUGCCAUUUGCCUGGAGAGGUGUUGAUAUGUGACCUGUGUUUUCGUGUAUAUCAUUCCAAGUGUUUAUCUGAUGAGUUCAGGCUUAGAGACAGCAGUAGUCACUGGCAAUGCCCAGUUUGCAGGAGCAUUAAGAAGAAGAAUACAAGCAAGCAAGAGAUGAGCACAUAUUUGCGCUUCAUUGUCUCUCGUAUGAAGGAACGAGCUAUUGAUCUAAACAAGAAAGGAAAGGACAGCAAACACCCCAUGUAUCGUAGACUGGUACACACAGCCGUUGAUGUUCCAACUAUACAAGAGAAAGUAAAUGAAGGAAAGUACAGGAGUUAUGAGGAGUUCAAAGCUGAUGCUCAGUUGCUUGUACACAACACAGUGAUUUUUUAUGGAGUGGACAGUGAGCAAGCUGAUAUAGCCAGGAUGCUUUACAAAGAUACCUGUCAUGAGUUGGAUGAACUUCAGCUUUGCAAGAACUGUUUUUAUUUAUCAAAUGCACGUCCAGACAAUUGGUUCUGCUAUCCUUGCAUACCCAAUCAUGAGCUGGUUUGGGCUAAAAUGAAAGGGUUCGGAUUCUGGCCUGCCAAAGUCAUGCAAAAAGAGGACAAUCAGGUUGAUGUUCGCUUUUUUGGCCAUCACCACCAAAGGGCCUGGAUCCCCUCAGAAAACAUUCAAGACAUCACAGUUAAUAUACAUCGACUGCAUGUAAAGCGCAGCAUGGGCUGGAAAAAAGCAUGUGAUGAACUAGAACUACACCAACGUUUCCUUCGGGAUGGCAGGUUCUGGAAAUCAAAGAAUGAGGAUAAAGGAGAGGAGGAAGCAGAAUCUAGCAUCUCUUCCACUAGCAAUGAACAGCUAAAGGUUACUCAGGAACCAAGAGCAAAGAAGGGAAGACGUAAUCAAAGUGUGGAACCCAAAAAGGAAGAGCCAGAGCCUGAAACUGAAGCAGUUAGCUCAAGCCAGGAAAUUCCCACAAUGCCUCAACCCAUUGAAAAAGUUUCAGUCUCAACCCAAACCAAGAAAUUAAGUGCCUCUUCUCCAAAAAUGCUGCAUCGUAGCACCCAGACCAAUAAUGAUGGAGUGUGUCAAAACAUGUGCCAUGACAAAUACACCAAAAUCUUCAGCGACUUCAAAGAAAGAAUCAAGGCUGAUCAUAAGAGGGAGACUGAGAGGGUUGUACGAGAAGCUAUAGAAAAGCUCCGUACAGAAAUGGAAGAGGAAAAAAGGCAGGCUGUGAACAAAGCUGUGGCAAAUAUGCAGACAGAGUGUGACAGGAAAACAAAACAGGUGAAGGAGAAGUGCAAAGAGGAAUUUUUAGAAGAAGUUAAGAAGCUAGCCAGCCAGCACAAGCAGCUGAUUUCCCAGACCAAGAAGAAGCAGUGGUGCUACAACUGUGAAGAAGAGGCCAUGUAUCACUGCUGCUGGAACACUUCCUACUGCUCCAUCAAGUGUCAGCAGGAACACUGGCAUGCUGAGCACAAACGCACUUGCCGCCGAAAAAGAUGAAAGCUUCCUUUCCCCCCCCCGGGAAGGAAUCGCCCUGAUUUAGUGCUAUCCUCUGACACAGCAGGUUUCUUUGGGCGGGGCGGGGUGUUUUUAAAGUUUGUUUCCAAGGGAUUAGAAUUAUUAGAAUUCACUCCCUGAUUUCGUUGUUGUUGGGUUUUUUUCUUUUUUUUGCACCAGCCUUUAAAACACGUUUUCAUAAAUAUCUUUUGCACAGUUAAAUUUCAGUCUUUUUUUAAUGCUCCACUCAAUUUGUUCUCUCCCCCACCCUUGGUUUUUGUUUUUUUAGUGACAGUAAGGCAAUUUGAAUCUCUGCUGGAGCACAUUACUUUUUGGUAAAUUUAACCUAGGAAAUUUUUUGAGUUUUCAGCAAAUUUUUUAAAAAAGUGAAGUUUUUAGGUUUCAUAGAGACUAAAAAAUAUAAUGACAGGAACAUUUUAAAGAGAUUUGAAUGUAAGAUGUUUAAAACUGUUUAGAAAAGAAGAAAAAAAGCAUACUACCUGGAUGUAACACCUACCUGUUAAUCACAUGAGCUGGUUUUGUUCAGCUUAAUUUACCUUUUAAAGGCAUUAUCUAUUGGUUUAUACCAGUGGGUAUACGAUUGAAUUUUGGGAACAGGGUUGACACAGCAGGUGCUCGUCCUGCAUAUUUUUUCUUAAACUUUUUUUCCCAAUUGUGUUUGUUUCAUUAUUAUUUUUUUCAAUAUAUAGCUUUUAUAACAAAAAAUAUUAGCUUUGAUCUUAUUGCUUAAAAUUCACGGGGGACUGGGGUAGCCUUUUGCUGAGCCGGAUCUUAGAGGAAAAAUAUUUAAAUUUUAAAUUUACAUUUUUGCACAUUUCAUCCUUCUUCUAACAUGAUGAAAAUGCUUGUUUUAAAAAAGCCAAAACAAAAAUACCCAAUUUUACAUUUAGACAUAUAUGGAGCUAUAAGGAUGAGGCAUAAGAAGAAAACAGGCUUAAACAUUUGUUCUCUUACAGCCCCCUCCCCUUCCAUAAGAAAUGUAAUUUGAUUGACCAUUAAUCUACAUUGCUUAUUCAACAGUAAAUUAAUUAAAGUUGGGGGAUCGGGAAGCACUUAAGUUUCACAGAAGCAGUUAUGUCUGUAAUAAUUGGUUAUUGCCAUCUCUAUACUUAGAAUGAAGAAUAAUGCAUGUUAAUUUUCCUGUAUUAAAGAUGCUGUGAUUUGUAAAAAGUCUGUCUUUUGCGGAAUGUCUGGAUAAAGAAGCGCUACCAAUAGGAAUGGAUCGAUAGUUAAAAACUGAUUUCCCACCCUCCUUCUUUCCUUCCUCUUGUUUAUUUUAUGUAUAGGUAUAUAUAUAAAUUGCAUCCAUGUUCAGAGACAAUUUUUAAUAAUAGUUGUAAAGUUUAUUUAACCCACUUUUUUCUUUUAAAGCACCUCACAAUUUUAAGGUGGUCUUAGACAACUAAUGCCUGUUAAUCAUUUAGCCAUUUUUCAACUUAGAAAAAUAAUUUGUAAAUAUUUAUUUAGACCUUGGAUAUUUAUUGAAAGCGAUAACACAAUGGAAUAAUGGGAAUGAAAGAACUGGGAGGAAAGGCUUUUUAAGGGUUUUUUAAAAGUUUGUCUGGAUUUUGUCCGGGUCAUAGUGAAGAUUAAGCUCAUACUAAGCUUCUGUGAUCUGUCAGUGCUGUCCAGAUCAUAAGCACGCAAUGGUGAUUGGAACAGAGUAGAUGCUACCAGAUAAUUUCCAGGACAAAUUUCCAAAAUUCAGACCACAGAGUUUUAAUUUAAAUUGGACAUGGUAAUAAGAUGGCUACUUUAUCCCUGACCCAGAGAUUUUUUGCACAUGCAAAUAUGCAUAUGGGUCUCUUACAUGCACAAGCUGCCCCAUUCAGUCUGACAGGAAAAGAACAUUCACAUAUGCAUAGGAAAGCACAUGUCUGGUUGCUUCCUCCAUUGAAUUGAAUGGGAAAGCUGUUGCUGGCACAAGAAGCCUGUACAAGCAUCGGAGCUUCUAGGCCCAGAGAAGGAUCCGAGGUAUGAGCAUCUGCUAAAUUUAUCUUGGGACCUACCAUCCUUAAGAAAUUAGUAAUUAGCUUUUGUUGCUCUGUGUUGUGACUGUAAAGGAAUCCAUUAUCCCUACUGCAAGUGCAACAAAGAAUAUACCCUUUGAUUGUUUUACAAUUUCCAAAGCAAAAAACUUCGGUCCAACCCUAUAAAAGCAAGUUUUUGUGAAAACUCUUUUUUUGGUGUAAAAUCAUUCCAGGAUAUGUAAUAUUUAACUGAUAGCUGCAUGAAAGUAAGGUUCGUGUUCUUUUGGCUUUUUUUUUUGUCUCUGUUGACACAGUUGCACAUUUUCAAGUUACUACAGCGUGAAAACUGCGUGUUUUUAAAAAAAUCAACAAAAUAACAACAACAAAAAAAUUGUGGCCUGGUUUUGUAUAAGUUUUAGGGGGAAAUAUCAUUGUUUUAGGAAUCCUGAUUUUAAAAAUACUUUUUUUUCUGCAAAUCAUAAAGCUAUAUUAAAGUGUUGAGCUUAGCCACUAUGCACAUUGUAAUUUACUCAUUGUGGCUGUCCAGUUCUAUGAUGCAUUCUGGCAUUUUGUAAGCUGCUCUGACUAGCAAUAUAUAGAGUCAUUAAAUGUGUUAACAUUGGUUAAUAAAUGUAUUUGAAAAGGCAAAA
Molecule: messenger RNA, 5029 nt
Organism: Varanus komodoensis (Komodo dragon)
Lineage: Eukaryota; Metazoa; Chordata; Lepidosauria; Squamata; Varanidae
Gene: ZMYND11
Product: zinc finger MYND-type containing 11
Exons: 14
Coding region: 823-2391 (522 amino acids)
Biological process (GO): regulation of transcription elongation by RNA polymerase II
Molecular function (GO): protein binding; DNA binding; transcription corepressor activity
Source: RefSeq, a predicted model, not a curated record